AUGCGCGGGAAACCCGUAGCCUUCGCGUUGGCAACAAGUUUGCUCACGGCAGUAGCCUCUAGUGUGGAUCUGACCGUACACGCUGGACAGGAGCAAGCGCACGAGCUGCGUCAGCUGCGUGAAGAUGGCUGUCGCUACGAGCCGCACAAGACGGGGUACGUCAGCCUUCCCAACCGCAUUGACGCCCACUACUUCUACUGGUACUUUGAGUCGCGCAACGACCCGAGCUCGGACCCGUUGCUCGUGUGGAUUCCAGCUGGUCCGGGUGAAGGGAGCGCGUAUGGGCUGCUGGUGGAAAACGGUCCAUGCAGCCUCAACAGCGAUCGGUCUACGACGUAUAACCCUUUCUCAUGGACAACAAGUGCCAACGUAGUGUGGAUCGACGCCCCUGUGAACUCGGGCUUCUCGUACUCGACUGCCGCUGAAGAUGACGAGCUAACCGAAGAACGCGUGGCCGAAAGUGUGUACGGGUUUCUGCAGGAAUUCUUCAAGGAACACGUGGCACUGCAAGGACGAGAAGUGUACCUUGUUGGGGAGAGCUACGGUGCCCGUUUCGCGCUAUCGGCAGCCCACUACAUUUGGAAGCAGCAACACCGACACCGCGUUGCUCCUGCCUCUCGCAAGUCCGUCCCGAUCAACCUCCAAGGCAUUGCUCUUGGGAACGGACUCAUCAACCCGGUUGAAAUUGCCGCGCACUAUGUCGACAUGGCAGCCAAUCGGUACAACAUCGACCUCGUGGAUGCCGCCCAGCUGGAGUCGAUGCAGAUGACAGUCGACCAAUGUCGAGGCCUACUGGAGAAGUGCCAAAAAGACGCAUCUGCGUGUGAGGAAGCGGGCAACUUUUGUAAUCUCUCACAGCUGCUGCCACUUCUGGAAGCACGCCGAAACCCGUACGACAUUCGGCAAGAGUGCGAAAGCUCAGUUUCGGACGCAACUGCUUGCUUGCUUCGGACGCCUGACGUAAAGUGGUACAUGGAUCGACCAGCAGUUCGAGGAUACAUUGGAGCUCACGAUAAUAUCGGUGAAUGGACUUCGCUUAACGACACCAUCAACGGCGCCUAUUUUGGCGAGCCAAGCUACGCAGGCUACCAGUCUAUGGACACAGAGGUCUCCGAACUGUUGGAGGCAGGUCUGCGUGUGUUGAUGUAUGCUGGCGACGCUGACAUCUUUUGCAGCAGCUACGGAAUCGAGGCGACUGCAACGAAACUGCACUGGUCCGGCGCUGCGGGUUUCAACGAUACGAAGUCCCGUCCGUACACUACCGCCUCACCGACGGUGACUGCUGGAACCGUGCGUUCAUUCUCUCACCUGACAUACUUGGAAGUCUACAACGCGGGCCACACGGUUCCAGCGGACCAACCCGAGGUGGCGCUUGACAUGAUUACCAGAUUCAUUCGGAACGAGGCGUUCUGA
Molecule: messenger RNA, 1413 nt
Organism: Hyaloperonospora brassicae
Lineage: Eukaryota; Oomycota; Peronosporomycetes; Peronosporales; Peronosporaceae
Source: the annotation of a GenBank genome assembly